Messenger RNA from Xiphophorus hellerii (green swordtail), 6988 nucleotides. RefSeq names its product diphosphoinositol pentakisphosphate kinase 1b (gene ppip5k1b). Bases 428 to 3625 code for a protein of 1065 amino acids. Gene Ontology annotation, biological process: inositol metabolic process; inositol phosphate biosynthetic process. Gene Ontology annotation, cellular component: cytosol. The record is from RefSeq and is a predicted model, not a curated record. The transcript is spliced from 29 exons. Gene Ontology annotation, molecular function: 5-diphosphoinositol pentakisphosphate 1-kinase activity; inositol hexakisphosphate kinase activity. Lineage: Eukaryota; Metazoa; Chordata; Actinopteri; Cyprinodontiformes; Poeciliidae.
GGGAGAAAAAGAAGGGGAAGGAAGCAGCUCAGAGCGGCAACAGCCGAGCGACGGCGGCGGUGACCGGACAUGAACUUUAGCGAGCAGCCUACAACUUUACUCAGAGUUUAGAGAGAGACGACGGAAGCAGCAGCAGCAGCAGCAGCAGCAGCCCCUUCCCUUCACCUCUACUCAGUCAGGGGAAACAAGGAAGUGAGGAGCAGGCGGACUCCCAGUUGUUUUCCUCCGCACAAGAUUAUUUGGCUUGUGCUGUGUUGAGUCCACCAUCAUCACCGACCUCAGAAGAGGCCAGCAGGAUCCCUUUUUGCUUCGUGAGCAGAUCUCUCCGGUAUCAGUCAACCAGCCGCCGUCAACGCUAGCAUCGUUAGCUGAACCCCUUGGUGAGGGAGGGUCCACCUGAAGGAGUCAUGUUUCGCCCGGGUUUGUAAUGUCUGAGCCCUGCAACGGACCCGGACCAGUCCAAGAACGGGGGCGGAUUCGUCGAGACGUGCCCCGCUUUGUGAUUGGCUGUGAAGAGGAUGAGCAAGACAUGGGCCAAAUGGAGGCUGGCAUGAAGAACGAGAUGCUUCAUCAGGACGACAUGGAGGUGUAUGAAAAUGAAUCGCCGUCAGAGCGACAGAUCGUUGUGGGCAUAUGUGCCAUGGUGAAGAAGUCCAAAUCGAAGCCCAUGACUGAGAUCCUGGAGAGGCUCUGUAAAUUUGACUACAUCGAUGUCGUCAUCUUCCCUGAGGAGGUGAUCCUGGAGGAACCUGUGGAGAAGUGGCCGCUCUGCGACUGCCUCAUCUCCUUCCACUCCAAAGGUUUUCCUCUUGACAAAGCUGUGGAAUAUGCUAAGCUCAGGAAUCCAAUGCUCAUCAAUGAUCUCAACAUGCAGUAUUUUAUUCAAGACAGGAGGGAAGUGUAUCGGAUCCUUCAGGAAGAGGGCAUUGACCUGCCUCGCUACGGCGUGUUAAACAGAGACCCUGACAACCCUGAAGAGUGCAACCUGGUGGAGGGGGAGGACCAUGUGGAGGUGAACGGGGAGGUGUUCCCUAAGCCCUUUGUGGAGAAGCCUGUGUGUGCGGAGGACCACAAUGUCUACAUCUACUACCCAACGUCUGCUGGGGGAGGCAGCCAGAGGCUCUUCAGAAAGAUUGGAAGUCGCAGCAGUGUCUACUCCCCAGAAAGCAACGUGCGAAAAACUGGAUCAUACAUCUACGAGGAGUUCAUGCCGACUGAUGGCACCGAUGUGAAGGUUUACACGGUGGGCCCAGAUUACGCCCACGCUGAGGCCAGGAAGUCUCCGGCCCUGGACGGUAAGGUGGAGCGAGACAGCGAGGGCAAGGAGAUCCGCUUCCCCGUCAUGCUGACUGCCAUGGAGAAACUGGUGGCUCGCAAGGUCUGCCUCGCCUUCAAGCAAACUGUGUGUGGAUUCGAUCUGCUGCGAGCCAACGGCCAUUCCUACGUCUGUGACGUGAACGGCUUCAGCUUUGUGAAAAACUCCAUGAAGUAUUACGACGACUGCGCCAAAGUCCUGGGGAACAUGGUGAUGAGAGAGUUAGCCCCCCAGCUGCACAUCCCCUGGUCCAUCCCCAUGGAGGCUGAAGACAUCCCCAUCGUCCCGACAACCUCAGGAACCAUGAUGGAGCUGCGCUGCGUCAUCGCCAUCAUUCGUCAUGGAGAUCGGACCCCAAAGCAGAAGAUGAAAAUGGAAGUCCGUCAUCCUCUCUUCUUUGAGUUGUUUAAGAAGUAUGGAGGAUACAAGACGGGCAAGCUAAAGUUAAAAAAGCCAAAACAACUGCAGGAAGUUCUGGACAUCGCCCGCCUGCUGCUGGUCGAACUCGGUCAGCACAACGACUGCGAGAUUGAGGAGAAGAAAUCCAAACUGGAGCAGCUCAAGACGGUGUUGGAAAUGGAAUCCAGCUUGAAUGUGAAUCAGUACGGCCAUUUCUCUGGAAUCAACAGGAAGGUCCAGCUGACCUACCUUCGAAACGGCCAGCCUAAAGCCUCCAGCGAAGAAGAAGACUGUAAGAAGGACGGCCCGUCCCUGCUGCUGGUGCUGAAGUGGGGCGGGGAGCUGACGCCCGCUGGCCGGGUUCAGGCCGAGGAGCUGGGCAGGGCCUUCCGCUGCAUGUACCCUGGAGGUCAAGCCCGUAAUCGCCGGUCCCCUGGCUGCGAGUCCCCUGUUGACUUUGGUGACUUUGCGGGGUUUCCUGGCUGCGGCUUGCUGCGUCUGCACAGCACUUACCGCCACGACCUGAAGAUUUAUGCCUCUGACGAAGGCAGGGUUCAGAUGACUGCUGCGGCGUUUGCCAAGGGCCUGCUGGCUCUGGAGGGCGAGCUGACGCCCAUCCUGGUUCAGAUGGUGAAGAGCGCCAACAUGAACGGACUCCUGGACAGCGACAGUGACUCUCUGACCGACUGUCAGCAGAAGGUGAAGGCCAGACUACAUGAGAUCAUGCAGAAGGACCAAGAGUUCAUCCAAGACGACUUUCAGAAGUUGGCCCCGACCUGCAGUCCAUCCCUGGUGAACUCAAUGAAGGUCAUAGAGAAUCCAGUCAAAACCUGCGACAAGGUUUACGCGCUCAUUCAGAGCCUCACCUCGCAGAUUCGAAAGAGACUGGAGGACCCCAAAUCCGCAGAUUUGCAGCUGUACCACAGCGAGACGCUGGAGCUGAUGCUGCAGCGCUGGUCGAAGCUGGAGAGGGACUUCCGCAUGAAGAACGGCCGCUACGACAUCAGCAAGAUCCCGGACAUCUACGACUGCAUCAAGUACGACUCGCAGCACAACGCCUCCGUCGGCCUGGAGGACACGUUGGAGCUCUUCAGACUGUCCCGCGCUCUGGCCGACAUAGUCAUCCCACAGGAGUACGGCAUCAAUAAAGCGGAGAAGCUGGACAUCGCUCAGGCGUACUGCGUCCCUCUGAUGAAGAAGAUCUACCUGGACCUGCAGAGGACCCAUGAGGAAGAGGCAGUCAACAAGCUGCACCCUCUGUAUUCCCGCGGAGUGAUGUCUCCUGGUCGCCACGUUCGCACACGACUCUACUUUACGAGCGAGAGCCACGUCCACUCCCUGCUCAGCAUGUUUCGCUAUGGAGGACUGCUGGAUGAGGUGAAGGACCAGCAGUGGAAGCAGGCGAUGGACUACCUGAGCGCCGUGACUGAACUCAACUACAUGACGCAGAUCGUCAUCAUGCUGUACGAAGACAACAACAAGGACCCGUCCUCGGAGGAACGUUUCCACGUGGAGCUCCACUUCAGCCCGGGGGUCAAAGGGUGUGAAGAUGAGGAGAACGUGCCGCUGGGCUUUGGUUUCCGACCCGCCUCAUCAGAGAAUGAGGACAAAAAGCCCAAUCAGGGAAGCCUGGAGGAUCUUUCCCAGGAUCAGACGGACGACGCUCUUCCGGUCACAGAGCUCAUCAACCUGCAGAGACGCUCUCCGAUGAUUCGCAACCGCAAGACGGGCUCUAUGGAGGUCCUCUCUGAGACGUCGCCCAACCAUUCUUCCAAAGGCUGCACAUCCCACCGGCUCUUCCAGUCUUGUUCCCGCCAGUCUCCUGAGAUCAAACCAGCCGGAGGCCUAGUCCCUUCAUCAUCUCUCUCUUCUUUCCAUCGCCUCCCCCUCCUGUUUCUCAUGGCUGCAUAGCUUUCAGUUCAGCUUAGCGGCAGCGCAAACAGGAUCAGACUCCAAACUAUUCAGGCGAGAGGUCAGCUGGGAGUUGAGGCGUUCGCAGCCAACAUCAGGAUUUCUUUGUCACAGGACGCUUACAGACGUUCCGACACUCCCUGUGGGAAAUAAACGUUCAGCGCAAGGCUGCAGGUUUUAGCUGACCGACGUUUAACACAGGAAGCUAAUGUCAUAGGACCAAACUAAAUGCUCUCAGAUCACUGGUCACUGAUUUAAAUUUAAUUGAAACAUCAGCAACAUCUUGCCUUGCAAAAGUAUUUAUACCCCUUAAAGGGGCAGCGUUAUGUAUUUUCCAGGGACAUAAUCCCAUUUUACAGCACAAAAAUGGGAUUAUUUAUGUGCCAUUUUUUUGGAAUUUGUAAUUCCAAAUAACGAAUUCCAAAUUCGUUAUUUGGAAUUGUUCGAAAAAUAACAUAUAUAUACAUAUAUUACUUAAAAUAAAUUUGACUUUUCAAAUUAAAGCCUUGAAAUUGGGCCUCUGUCCCCUUUAAGAAGCUCCUGCUCUUUCUGAAACUCCGCUUUCAGGAAGUCGCCACAACAAAGUUUCUCCGUUAAGCCUUUCACAAACGUUUUUCAAACACCAUUCAUAGUUGCCAUGGAGAUUAAAGGAUUUCUCAGGCACUCCAGGCAUGAUUUUGCUGAAGGAAUAACUUCAAAAAAGUCGAUUUUACACAAUACCGCCCCUUUAAACGUAUUAGCACACCGACACUUCAAAGGCUGUUCAUUCGAUUUCCCAACUUUGUGUCGGUCUAUCAGGUAAAAUCGAAAUAAGACACUUCUGCACCACACUGCAAUUUUAAACUGAUGUAGAAUAUAACACAGAAGAGGCAAAUUUCACCCGAUCGAUAUGAGUUGAAUCACUUUCCCGUCAUUAGGAUACAGAGAAACGACCAGGCUUCAGUGUUGCAGACCGACAUGUAACGGUGAAUAAAUCUUCUCGUUUAAACAGCAGCAAUUAGCCUUUUCAGGAAUCUUUUUAAUCUAGAAAUUUAAGUUGUGAAUGUUCUUAAUUGUUUUUCCCGCCUUUCAGUGUUUUAUUUUUUCAUUAAAUGACAAACGGGAUCAUCUGCAGCACAUCCCAAUACACAGUGCCAGGUUUUUCGUCACGUGAGACUUUAAUGAAUUAUUGUAAGACGUUCACAGUUAAACAGAAAAACGAAUAAAUUAGUUUGAAGGAUAAAUAAUGAGAAAGGUGGAAUAACCUGGCCUCUUAAAUUUGUGGAAACUAAAACUUUGCAUGUUUUGAUUCUGCUUCAGCAUUCAAUCUAGUAAGCAGUCGUGGUUUCCGCAAAAUAAUGUAAAUCUGGAAAGGUUUGACAACAGAACUGUUAAGAGUCACUAUAAUUGAUGGUCACUGUGAACCUGAAAGGACUCAAUGUUAAUUAAUCACAAGCUGCUUCAACAAAGUAUUAGCUCUUCAGAAAAACAUGUCAGUCAAGAUGAAACAAACCCAGAAAAAAACACAUUCCUCUACAUUUUACCAAAUAGUUGCCCAUUCUUUUCCUUCUACAAAUAUAAACUGCUAUUGAUGCAAUUUGAGUUUGACAACAGUAUAUAUGUUUUUUUUAUCUUUUUAUCUGUCUAUCACAACUUCAAAGAACACUUCAAGGGCUUUCCCCCCCGUGAGCUCAGCGUUUCUAGGGGAAUUUAACGUCUAAUAAGCCUCAAAAAAUGGCGACACUCUCAGGCACGAAUCUGCUGCCUAAACGGAGCCGCGUGGAGAAAACCAUAAAAGCAGGAGUGUGACAUCAGAGGGACAGAAAGGCUUUCUGUCAAGUGUUCUUCAUUAGCACGCUAACAGCUUCCCUACUUACUACUCAGUGUCACCUGGACGACUCCGGUUGUCUUUUAAUUAAAUUCAACUUAGCUCUUCUGAAUAAACAGAAGUUUCUAUUAAGCCUCGUUGUCACUGUGGAUAUUUACUGAUUGUUUAAAAAAAAUUUGUUUUGUUAAGUUGAGGUUAAAGGUACGUCAUGCCAAUAUGUUAUGAAGAGGCGAACGAUCACCGGUCUGAAAGCAGCUGAAAGCUUCACAGUGACUCCUGGUGAAAGCAUCGAGGUGACUGAGGACAGAACCACCUGCUUUGUUUCCUCCAUUGUGUCUGAACAAAAUGUUAGCACAUUAACACCCCGCAGAAACAAUCCUGCUGCCAAUGGCAAAUGUUCAUACCGCUUCAGCGCUAAAUUUAUUAGGAGUUGCAUUGAUUAUUUUGAUUACAUACAGUGACUUUCAAAAGUAUUCACACCCCCAACGAGGGCCGGGCCACAAAUUGAUUUUAUCUGUUAAUCAAAUUUUUGGUUUUUGAAGAUUUACGUUUUUGGAAAAAAAAAAUUGUUCUUUUUUCAACAAUAAACUCCUUGGGUUUUCACAGUUCAGAGUGAUGUCAACACCCACAGGGCGGCCAUCUUGUUUGGCAAGUGUGUUUUACAGCUGCAGUUCAUUUGGUUUUUGAAUUCAAGUCAAUAAUAGAACAGUCCUAUUUUUUUAAAUCUUUUUUUUAAUUACAAGAAUUAAGUCAUAUCACAAGACUAGAGUCAUGGCAAUACUAGAAUAAAUCCAAAUGACAAGAAAGUCAAAAUAAUACCAGAAUAAAGGCUAAAUAUUCGGAGAAGGAAGGAGUAAUUUUAUGAGACAAAACAAAAUAUAUAAAAUUAAUUAUUCUAAAGAAAAUUGUAAACUUUAAUUUUAAGCCAUAUUGUGCCAACCCCAGACCAGAGUGGAUUUUAUUUUAUGCAGCUCAUACUAGUGCAUACUUGUGAAUUAGAAAGAAAUUUAUAUUUUAUAGUUAUUCAUUUGAUCAUAACAUGAAAGUCCAGCAACUGUUGUCCUGUCAAUCGAUUCUUCUGCCAGAUUUUUAUUUAGGGGAAUCAGAAAAAAAAGGGGACAGACGCAUGUUUCUGUUAGUCGAUUGUAGAGUAGAUGAGGUUAUCAGUUUCUCACAGUAUAAAAUCCCAACAAAAAGGUAAUGGGGUAUGAAUACUUUUGAUAUGUCACUGUGUGUGAAAGUUUUAUUCAGAUUUUUUUAUAUAUAUUUAUUUUAUUAAUUUAUUUAUUUUGUUGUUUGUUUUGGAGAGCGGUGGGUGUUUUCUACGGCUGGCAUCUCCUCCGUCACAGUUAUUUAUUGUUUUUUCUGUUUCAGAUCAAAUAUUCUUGAGUCUGGAUAAAGAUUAGCAAAUGAGAAGAGAUUGGAUUUUUUUUUAAUAGUUCCUCUCUGCAUAACUCCAUUGCAUUUCCUAUUGUUGGUAACUCGUCUUUCUCACUGCCACACCUGGCAUGUUGCAUCAAAGUGGUGCUGAAUUCGGUGCCGAAUCUGUCAGGAAC